Molecule: messenger RNA, 822 nt
Organism: Guillardia theta CCMP2712
Lineage: Eukaryota; Cryptophyceae; Pyrenomonadales; Geminigeraceae
Exons: 5
Coding region: 1-822 (273 amino acids)
Biological process (GO): ubiquitin-dependent protein catabolic process; protein ubiquitination
Molecular function (GO): ubiquitin protein ligase activity
Source: RefSeq, a predicted model, not a curated record
AUGGCAAGAGCAGCAGGGGCAUGGAGCAAAGGAAGAAUCUCGAUAGGCCUUGUUGCCUUUCUGGUUUCCAUAGCAGGGGCGCAGAGAGCGAGGAUCGAGCAAGGGAAGAGGAAGGCUUCAUCUCAGUUUCACCUUAUGGUUGACCUGCAAGUCUGCGGUACACAGCAGUGGCUGGAUGUAUCUGGAGCCUCUUGCAAACCUUGCCAGCCAAAAAGCUGUCAGCCGUCAGAGUACCUCAAGAACUGCACGUUGACAUCUGAUUACAAAUGCGUGAGUUGUGUUGGUUCCGACAAGAGCUGUCAGUCGUUGCAAACCUCCGCAAGUUCUUCGAACAAGACUAUGGUAGUAAUCGUCAUUGUCGGAAGCAUGCUGGCUGCUGUUUGCUUGAUCGCAGUUAUCUGCUGCUCGCUUCAAUUUUCCUACAUACCACAGUGCAGAGAUCUUAUCGACAAGUUCUGGAGAAGAAACAAUGGUGAAGCACCCACAGAAAGUCUUGAACGAUCCUCCUCCAUCUCGCAGGAGGUCUCCAACGUUUGGCAGCAUGACAAAGAGAUCGCUGAUCUCGAGAUUUCUUUGCAUUCUGUGGCGUCCAACACGGACGACAGGACGGACGCGGGCAUGUGCCAGCUGUGCUUGGAGCGAGAUCGAACCGUUGUGGUGUUCCCCUGCAAACAUGCCUGCCUGUGCAGCGAGUGCUUCGAGAGCGUGAUGAAUAAGGACAGAAAGUGCGUUGUUUGCAGGAAGGACAUUGAGUCCCACCAGGUUGGCAACUUCACUCGUACGUUCCUGGGUAUCAGUUUCCCUCAGCCUGACGAAGAUUGA